GGCAGGGCAGGUGCGGUGAUCCCCGCGCGGCUGCAGGGGGCGCUCCGGCGCGGGCUCGGGGAGCACGCGGCCAUGGCGGCUUUGUCCCAAGGCGGGAAGGGCUGGAAGAAGGCUCCGCUUCACAAACCCUGGGGGCAGCCGGCUCCGGGGCCCCAGCAGGACUCUGGGAAAGCAGCAAGCUGGGCCGGCAGGAUGUCUCAGCAGGCAGGGGGUGAGGGGCUCCCAGCAGGGCAGGGAGAGCCGAGCUCAGGAUCCCGGGCACCCGAGCAGACGGGGAUAGGUCUCUCUUUUAGUGGGGCAGGUGUUAAUAAGGUCCCAGUUUAGGGGCUGUUCUCACGAGCAGAGGCUCACCCCGUGACAGAGGAAGCAGCUCUGGGCCGGGCUCCGUCAGCAGCAGUGGAAACUCCCUUUCCCAAGAGGAGAGGAGGGAACCAUGCUGUUUUCAAAGGCACUUAGGGUCAGACAACAGUGCCCUGAUCUUACUGAGCCAAAAUGAUGUCACAAUCUGGUUAAUAAAAUUGUUAGAGAGAGGCCUCUGCCCCAGUUAAGGUGCUAAUGAUACCAAAUCCCAAGUGGAUUUUAUUGAAUAGGAAAUUUCAGGUAGAGAGAGAGAUGGAAAGAAAGAGCAAAGUGGGGAGAGCAAGGGAGUGACAGAGGGACAGAGACCUCCCCUGGGGCAGGGCAAGUGUGCCAUUGUCCCCUGUGUGCGGGGCCUUCCCAGGGUGGGGGUUUUACACCUCAGCCAGUUUGGGUAAGGGGGGUGGUGUUCACCCCCCACCCCGAGCUGGAAUUGCCUCACUGUUUCAGGUGACAAUGUAAGAUGUAACCAAAAGUGUGUUUUCAGUCACCAUCUUCAUGAACUGUGAUAAACAGGUGGGGCAGUGUUCUUUAUCUCUGCCAGGACUCAGCCCUGAUAACGCCCUCCAGGGGCCAUCUUCUGUUAAUGGGCCAUUGAGUGUCACUGCAGGACUGAUAAAAUUACAUCAUCCCAUUGUGGGAUGCUCCGCCCAGGGGGAGGAACCAAGCAUUCCUACCUGGAUAUAAUCUCACCCUUGCAACACCAGGACCACCUUGCCUAAUGGAUUCCCAGAGGACAAGAGCUCCAUCAGCACCACUGGACCUUCAGAGGAAGACCAGACCCUUCUACAGGAUCCCUGCUUUGACAGAAUCACGUUCAUCACUCCAACAGGACUGCAGCCACCAUUUCAUCAGACUGCUACCACCACCCUGCCCAACGGGGUGUCAGGUUAUAUCCUGACUCUGUCAGAUUAAGCCAGUGUUUCUGGAUCAUUGCCUUGAUCCUAAUUUUCUCAUUAAAUUGUAAUUCUGGCAUAAAUUCUCCCCUUGCUUUGCUCCAAACCAGUACAAAACUCAAUGUGCGCACCAUUUGUUUUCUUUCCAGAACAGAAUUUCCCAUCCCCAAACUUUUGCCACAUGGAGGAGGAGGCUGCAAGGACGAGGAAGGAGCCCUGGGACACCCAGGCAGAGGAGGAGAUGAGGAUGGAGACCAGGGAGGACAAAUCCCCACAGCAGAACCUCAUGGCAGAGGCCAUUUUGAGCCGCUCCACAGUGCAGAAAUCCAACGGGGAGGAAAAUCCCCAGAGAUCCCACAGUAGGAGGGGCUGCAAACCCAGCCCAGGGUGCUCUGAGGAGGAAAGACCCACCCUGGGCCAGGAAGGUGGACAGAGCUCCAGCCAGAGCUCAGAGCUGGUGGUCCAUGAGCAGCUCUAUGAUGGGGAGAAGCCCCACAAGUGCUUGGAGUGUGGGAAGAGCUUCAGGCGGAGCAACACCCUGAUCUGCCACCAGAUGAUCCACACCGGGGAAUGGCCCUACAAGUGUGGGGAGUGUGGGAAGGGCUUCAGCUGCAGCUCUGCACUUGUCAUCCACCAACGCAUCCACACUGGGGAGAGACCCUUUGAGUGUGGGGAAUGUGGGAAGAGCUUCAGCCGAAGGUCCCACUUGAUCAGCCACCAGAUCAUCCACACUGGGGAAAGGCCAUACAUGUGUGAGCAAUGUGGGAAGGGCUUCAGCCAGAGGUCCAAACUGAUCAUCCACCAAAUGGUCCACACUGGAGAGAGGCCCUACGAGUGUGCCCAGUGUCUGAAGAGGUUUCACACCAGCUCCACUCUCCUCCUGCACCAGCAGAUUCACACAGAUGAGAGGCCCUUCCUCUGCCCUGACUGCGGGAAGGGCUUCAAGCACAACUCCACCCUCGUCAAGGACCGGCGCAUCCACACCGGGGAGAGGCCCUACGAGUGUGGGGAAUGUGGGAUGAGCUUCAGCCAGAGCUCAAGCCUGAUCUGCCACCAGAGGACCCACACUGGGGAGAGGCCCUACGAGUGUCCCCAGUGUCUGAAGAGGUUUCAGACCACCUCGCAUCUCCUCCUGCACCAGCGGAUUCACACCGAGGAGAGGCCCUUCCUCUGCCCUGACUGCGGGAAGGGCUUCAAGCGCAACUCCCACCUCAUCAGGCACCGGCGCGUCCACACCGGGGAGAGGCCCUACGAGUGUGGGGAAUGUGGGAUGAGCUUCAGCCAGAGCUCAAGCCUGAUCUGCCAUCAGAGGACCCACACCGGGGAGAGGUCCUACGAGUGUCCCCAGUGUGGGAAGAGCUUCUCCAGCAGCUCUGCCUUGACCCGACACCAGCAGACCCACCGGUAAGGGAAGCCCUGCAAGUGCCCCAAUGGCAGGAAGAGCUUUGUGCACUGCUCCAACUCCAUCCCCCAUGGGAGGACCCACGUUGGUCAGAGCCCUGGUGACCCACAUUCCCUGUGAUCCAU
Vidua chalybeata is the source of this 2780-nucleotide messenger RNA. Its product is annotated as zinc finger protein 883-like. The transcript has 2 exons. Bases 1375 to 2661 code for a protein of 428 amino acids. NCBI's taxonomy places the organism in Eukaryota, Metazoa, Chordata, Aves, Passeriformes, Viduidae. The record is from RefSeq and is a predicted model, not a curated record.